Zasmidium cellare ATCC 36951 is the source of this 819-nucleotide messenger RNA. RefSeq lists its product as uncharacterized. The transcript has a single exon. The coding region runs from base 1 to 819 and encodes 272 amino acids. Gene Ontology annotation, cellular component: myosin II complex; cytoplasm. The record is from RefSeq and is a predicted model, not a curated record. Gene Ontology annotation, biological process: mitotic cytokinesis; actomyosin structure organization. Gene Ontology annotation, molecular function: calcium ion binding; cytoskeletal motor regulator activity; myosin heavy chain binding. Lineage: Eukaryota; Fungi; Ascomycota; Dothideomycetes; Mycosphaerellales; Mycosphaerellaceae.
AUGAGGUAUACAGCGGUCUCGCCUGCGCCUGAAGAGCACGACAUACCAGCUGUGGCGCCUCCUUCUCCCUCACCACUCGAUGGAGCACAUUCUUCUUCGCACGAGCGACUUCCAGAAGACUCGCCCUUCUUCAUACCACCAAGUCCGGCGAAUUUGAGACCGGCCGCCCAACGCACAGUCACAUCCUCGAGUACCACCACGAUCAAGCCACCCGUCUUCACAUCACAGCCCAAAUCGGCAGCGUCAACACAAAAAGUCAAUCCGAUAGGUCGAGGUGGAGCGUACAACCAUGUCCCACAGCCUCUGCUACACAGUAUGCGGGAAUCAUUCGAAGUGCUCGACAGCAACACCACUGGCACCGUUAAUUCUGCGGCAGUAUCGGAAAUGCUCUCUCAGCUAGGUUUGGACAACACACCCGCGGCGUUGAAGGACUUCUUCCCUCCCUCCGGACCUGCACAAUUGAACCUAGCACGAUAUCUGGAUGUUCUCUCGGGACCGUUGUCAGACAUGUCGCAACCAGAUGAGCUUCGCGCGGCAUUCGAGGCCUUUGACGUGGACGACAGCGGCCAGAUCGAUGUAUCAGUGCUGCGGGACGCUCUCCUUCACACAGCACCACAGCCAGGAGAAGAUAUGAUCCGUUUUAGCGAGCGAGAGGUUGAUGGAAUUUUGGGCGAGUUCACCAGCAGACGCGCUUUCGGAUCGAAAGGCCUACACACAGGCAACGCCAAGGGUGAUGUCUUCAGAUACCGCGACUUCACGGCCAACAUCAGCGGAGGUGGAGCAACAACGAAUGGAACAGAUGCUGCAAUGGCAGCUUGA